This is a messenger RNA of Sporisorium graminicola, 1323 nucleotides long. RefSeq lists its product as uncharacterized. The coding region runs from base 1 to 1323 and encodes 440 amino acids. The record is from RefSeq and is a predicted model, not a curated record. The transcript has a single exon. Gene Ontology annotation, biological process: Golgi to plasma membrane protein transport; Golgi organization; retrograde vesicle-mediated transport, Golgi to endoplasmic reticulum. Lineage: Eukaryota; Fungi; Basidiomycota; Ustilaginomycetes; Ustilaginales; Ustilaginaceae. Gene Ontology annotation, cellular component: cytosol; trans-Golgi network; Golgi cisterna. Gene Ontology annotation, molecular function: phosphatidylinositol-4-phosphate binding.
AUGGCGUCAGCGCAGAGCAGCGGUCUCCAGAGGCGUAGAGGCGCUGGAGCUGCCCCGGUGUCUGCAGGACCCAGCACCUCUUCGAGUCGCAUCGACGAUGAAGACUUUACCCCGUCACGUACCGGAUCGCCUGCACUCGGUGGAAGCUCGACACCAACAUCCUCGCGCAGCCCGGCCGGCAUCGCCUCCUCCGCCUACGGAGCACGUUCAGCGACCGGAUCCGUAACCACCUACGACGAGUCCACCGGGCAUCGAGUCGCAUACGAUCCUCGCGAUCUGAACGACGAAAAGGAGAUUGGAGAGAAUCCGCGGCUUACGCUCAUGGAGGAGAUUUUGCUCUUGGGUCUCAAGGACAGGCAAGGCUACCUAUCAUUUUGGAACGACAACAUCUCCUAUACCCUGCGCGGCUGCAUCCUCAUUGAGCUCGCGCUGCGCCGCCGGAUUGCCAUCACCAAAGACCCUAUGCGCAAACGAUACAGCUUGACCGAACGGAUGGUCGACGUGAUCGAUGGCAAGAUGACCGGUGAGGUGCUGCUCGACGAAGCGCUCAAGAUGAUGAAGGCGAGUGACAGGAUGUCGGUGGGGCAGUGGGUGGAUCUCAUGAGCGGAGAGACUUGGAAUGUCAUGAAGAUCGGCUACCAGCUCAAGCAGGUGCGCGAACGCCUGGCGAAAGGACUGGUCGACAAGGGCAUCCUUCGCACCGAGAAGCGCAACUUCUUGCUCUUCGACAUGGCCACGCAUCCACUCAAUGACACGAGCUCUAAGGAUGCUGUCUUGCGGCGCGUGCUCACGCUACUCACCUCCACCUCGCCCACCGUGCACGCCAACACGUUCUACAAAGAAGACUCUUCGUCCAGCGGGCGCCCCGUGGCAUUGCGCGUGACUCGAGCACUCUGCCUCCUCUGCUGCUCCUUCUCGGCCAAUGUGCUCGAAAAUGCGCUCAACCAUCUUUCGUACGAGGCACGCGAAUCGGCAUUCCAGAAGGCGGACGACAUCUUGGAAGAAUUUGCCAACUGGCCCAUGGCGCCCAGCUCUGGUCUCGCGGGUGGUGGGGUCGGUGGCGGAGCGGGUGCGUUUGGCGCUGCUGGCGCACCGACGUCUUUGUCGUCCAAUGGUCCCAAGCCCAAGGCGAAUGGAGGUGCGAGAAUCGGCGAAGGGUCGAUGCUCAACGAGAGGGCGUAUGAAGAGGGCAAUGUGGGAGCAUCGGUGCACGAGUUGGGCAAGGCACUGCAGAAGGAGCUGGAGCAGGAGGGCGAUGCCUUCAUGUUUGAGUGCAUUGCUGCCGUCCUCAAUGUUCUCAGCAGGAUGGAUUCGCUCUUGUAG